GAACUCUACGCCCUCGUCCGCCCCCGGUCGGUACAGAAGCCCGCCAUCGUUUCCCUCCAAGAGCGCGGCAUGCAAAUCCGCAGAUGCGAUCUAAAAGGCCCUGAAGAAUCUCUUACCGAGGCGCUCGAGGGAAUCGAUGUCGUUAUCAGCUGUGUUGGUCCUGCCGAGCAGCAGGAUCAAAUUCCUCUCGCCAAAGCUGCUAAGAGGGCCGGAGUUAAGCGCUUCGUUCCAUGUGGUUUCAUCACAGUGGCACCCCCCGGUGGUAUCAUGUGGCUGAGGGACGAAAAAGAAACAGUUUACAACCAUGUUAAACAACUGCGCCUCCCCUACACCAUCAUUGAUGUCGGCUGGUGGUACCAACUUUCGUAUCCCCGCCUGGAGUCCGGACGAGCUGACUAUGCUAUGACUUCCGCAAACAAUGAAAUCGUCGGCGAUGGCAAUACCCCUAUGGGUUUGACCGAUUUGAGAGACAUUGGACGCUAUGUUGCCAGAAUCAUCGACGACGAGCGGACGUUGAACAAGAUGGUCUAUGCAUACAACACGGUUAAGACACAGAAUGAGAUCUACGACCUACUGGAAGAAAUCAGCGAAGAGAAAAUCCAAAGGAAUUACAUUCCGGAGGAAAGCGUCUACACUCGUGUCCUCGCCGCCCGGCAGUCUAGCGAGACUUAUCCCUUCGAUCCUGUCAAGUUCAUCCCCCGGUACCUGGCUGAGUAUCAGUUGUCUUGGGGUAUUAGGGGUGAUAACACCCCGGAAAACGCAAAAUAUCUCGGAUAUCUGAUUGCCAAGGAGCUUUACCCAGACUUCAGGCCAGUGGAUUUCAGGGACUAUCUUGAGACCGUCGUUCGGGGCACAGCGAAGGGUGUAUACACCGACCGUAUGGUUUCGAAGGUUCACCAGCGGGCAUUCCCACGCACAGAGUCGACCGAUUCGUUGUAUACUCGGAUAUUCCCAAGAACUGAGUCCAGCGACUCGCUAUACAUGCGGUAG
Aspergillus bombycis is the source of this 990-nucleotide messenger RNA. RefSeq names its product aromatic alcohol reductase. Gene Ontology annotation, molecular function: oxidoreductase activity. NCBI's taxonomy places the organism in Eukaryota, Fungi, Ascomycota, Eurotiomycetes, Eurotiales, Aspergillaceae. The record is from RefSeq and is a predicted model, not a curated record. The transcript is spliced from 3 exons. The annotation marks the transcript as partial.